CCCAAAUUCAACGGCUCAUCAAAACAUUCCUCCUCUUCGAAAUCAAUAUCAAGAUUGAUCAAGGUUAAGCAAUAAUAUGUCUGAGCGCGCCCGGAAAGAUCGCGCUGGUUCUCGCCAGUCGAGGACACCGGCAUCGCCGCCGGCUCGGCGUUCGGCGCGUCGAACGGUAGACAUAGACCCCCAGCUCGCGCCAGAGAGCUCGAUGCCUCCGCCACCUACACGAGGGGGAAGGGCUCUCCGCAGCCAGAGCAAAGAAGAGGAGACCCAGGCAGCGAUUCCUCGUCGCGGAACUCGCCGCGAUUUGCGGGAACGAAGCGUGGGCAGUGUUACCAGCAACUUUACUAAAGUCACUGGCACCGAAAUCUACUCGGACUAUCUCAAGCCUCACAACCUUUCAACGGUUGUUGAGGGCGAUUCUGACCACCUCCAAGUGGAGACUGGCUCUCAUCGCCAGAGUUCCGUCGCCCGCUCCGAGGAGAAUGAGACGCCAGCAAAGAGACUAGCUCGUUCGAGACUCAUGAAGACACUUCUUCAACGCCUCUUCAGUGCCUCAGAUGAUCUGCGGAAUCAUCUCCUCAACGCCCGAGGUGGUGACGAAACCUGGGAGGUCGAGCUGGAGUCGUACCGGCAAGCCUUCGCCACCUACCAGGCUAACUAUGCUGACGCCGACAACUUCAUCGACCCAACGUAUGUGUUAUCCAGGCUCGGCGCUCCCGAGGGCUCUCCGGUGUGGUACACUGCGUCGAAAGUUGUCUCGGCCGCGAACAUCGCCGUUUUGCUUGAUGACCUUACGACUCUUCACCCAGACGCAGAAGACAUCCUGAACUGCUUGCAACGCUGGGAUCAGAUAUUCCCCCUGUAUUUCUUCCCCGAGAAAGAAUCAGGCCAGCCCGAUUGGAUGACGAGCCAAGAUAGUUUCGACUAUGCGUUGCAGAUUCGCACUCAGUUGUUGAUUUCGACCCUCCGCAAAUUUGACGGGCCAGAGUACGACCCAUUCACUCUCGUUGCCAACAUUUUCUGUAGCCACGGGACCAGGCCUGAUGAGGUGCGGAAGUUCCUAAACGGCGAUGAUGGGUCCCUGCAGCUCAAGAGCCUGGCUGGAAUCGAUCUCAAUGGCGAAGAGGACGACUGGUUGCGAGAGCGCUAUGUCUCUCAGCUGCAGAGUUUGUGCUUCCUGCUAGCGGACGAGAAGGGCGUGCCGAACAAUCUGGCACAGCUGAGAGAGGAUCACCCGUUCAAUCCCUUUGCUGAUGGACUCGGACACUGGGCGCAUACCUGCUUUGAAGAGAUCAAAGCCGCCAUGCAAGCUGCGCAUUCUUCGACAUUGUUUGGAUCAGCUGGGCAAGGUUCGGUAGGAGGAUCUCAGUUUGAUUCACAAGGCAUUUCCCAACCAAUUGUUCGGGCACCUCCGGGCCAAGCCGCGGCUGCUCCAGGUCUAUCUCAGAUUCAGUUGCUGAAACAAAUGGAACAUCAGCUCGCGGGCACCCCUCCGUCUGCACAGGGGGACCAGGCCAUUACCACCGAUGACGUUCUCCGUCGGAAGCAAGAAAUCCAGUCGAGCAACUACCCGCCAUCUUCGAGGGAUAUUGCAUUUUCGCAGGCUGGUGUUCCACACAACGAUGUGUCGGCAUACGCCGGCCCAAUUCUUGGGGGUGAUGCUUCGGACAGCGGCAUCAUGUAUGCUGAGUCUGCUGCCAGUCUCUCCGGUGGCACGAAGAGACGUCGUGCCGCGGAUGACGACGACGAUUUUGAGACCGAUUCUCGCAUUCCGGACAACCAGCGAAGAGUGGGAGGCGAACCGAGUACCAAACGUGCUCGCUUUGACAGACCGGCAUCUGAUUCAGCAGCCCUUGGCAACGCCGGUUCUCAAGCACCCGAUGAGGAUCAGUUGAUUAAGAAUCCGCCAUCCUCGUACAUGGACCCCGAUCUCGGUGCCUUAUCCCAGAAAUCAAGGGAGAUGUCGAUGGCCGCCCGGAAACCCAAAGAGCCCCAGAUGCGAACACCGUGGUCCCGCCAUGACUGCAGAUUGCUGAUUAGGGCGGUUGACGCCUACAAAUGUAGGUGGAGUACGAUCGAGAAGGAGAUCCAAAAUGGCACCAUUCCCUUCGAGCAUCCACGGGACCAGCAGGCCCUUCGGGAUAAAGCCCGGCUGUUAAAACAAGACUUCUUGAAAGCGGACGGUGUGCUCCCUCCAGGCUUCGACCUUGUUGUUCUGGGGAGAAAGGAGAAAACUUCCGUCAUGCUUUGUGGGAAGAACCCCGACCGCAAGGAGGCUGAUUUGGACGAGGAUAACAUGCCGACUAAUACAGCUUUCCAAGGUUAAAGUUGAGCCCCUUUUUGUAAGAUAGGAGUUGAGCGGAUGUUUCGGCAAGUUCCUAGGUAAUGGGUUCUGUGUUAGUAGCGAGCUGCGAAGGGGUAUUGCCUACGAUGGACAGGGGUUGUCAAAUGUCUAUCUCAGAGCCAGGGUUUCACUUCUUAACAGCACCUUCAUGUCCUAUUAUUGCCACGGAGGAAAUAUAAAUCUGGGACAGGAUUCAGGAAUGGAGUUUCCUGGUGAUCCCUAUCGAUAUUCCGUAAUUAAUCAAAAAAUACUAGGUUCUGGAGGUAGGUGGCAUGUGAC
Molecule: messenger RNA, 2620 nt
Organism: Phialemonium atrogriseum
Lineage: Eukaryota; Fungi; Ascomycota; Sordariomycetes; Cephalothecales; Cephalothecaceae
Exons: 4
Coding region: 77-2323 (748 amino acids)
Source: RefSeq, a predicted model, not a curated record